CAACCAUCAUGUCUUAUUAUGAACGCGUUCGUUAAUCGUCUUACUUAUUACAAUCGUUCGGUGUCUCUUUGAAUUAAUAAACUACGGCCUCCUUAGAAAUUAGUACCUUAGAGGAACGUUUAAUAAGAAGGUACAAAUGAGGAGGUAUAUUGGAGUGCAUAUCAUAACGUUGAUGACAACUUAAGUAGUAUUGUUUGGUAGCGUCGUCUUCUCCUGUUGGGGCGAACCGUUUCGACCGAAGCUUUCUAAUGGUUGAAGAUGAUACAAUAAGAGUUAAAAAGGUUAAUCCAUAACACUAGUACUUUUCUUAUUAAUUAAUCCAGGGUUUCGAUUUAUUAUCAGAUUUUCUUACUGCCAAGAUCAUUAUCGUCUUACCGUUAUUAUAUAUAGCCGGGGUCCAGGGACCGUCGCAUCUUGGUCCGUUCAUCUACUACCUUUUAACGUUACUUAAAUGUUCAAAAAACUCAUAUGCGCACUCGCUACGAGUGCAGUCGUCGUUGCUGCUCCUGGGACACAGACAAAGCGUGAUACCCCUUCAGUCACACUCCCGCAAGGUGUUGCACAAGGUACUACUACGACACUCCCAUCUGCAACCUCUCCAGUUCACAAGUAUUUGGGUAUACCUUUUGCUCAAUCACCUCCACCAAGGUUUGAGCCUGCUUUACCUCUCGAGGGCGAAUCGAGUGAGAUGAUUGAUGCAACACAAUGGAAGCACAAAUGCAUUCAAACUAGCAAUGGUUCUACUCGAAAUGUUGAUCAAGAACCAGAUGACGAUGAAGAUUGUCUUUAUGUUAAUGUCUACGCACCUGAAAAUGCACUCGAAGUUGGUAAUAAAACUGUAUUAGUGUGGAUAUACGGAGGUGCACUCCAAACUGGAAAUGCUGGCCGUUCGGACUAUGAUGGUUCUUCAUUUGCUGCAAACCAGGAUAUCAUAUUAGUAUCAUUCAACUACCGUUUGAAUGUUUUCGGUUUUUCAAAUGCUCCAUCUCUCGAUGCAACUCAAACUAACGUAGGAUUCCACGACCAAAGACUCGCACUUGAUUGGAUUAAGAACAACAUUGCUGCAUUUGGUGGUGAUCCAGCAAAGAUUACGAUCAUGGGUGAAAGUUCAGGAGCCGCAUCAGUCGACAGAUUGUUAUUGAACCCACCAGAGGGUACACCAUUUAGAGCAGCUAUCAUGCAAUCCGGUCAAGCAUCAUUGAGUCCACUUGCUGAUGAUGAUGGUGUUAGUAAAUGGCAAAAUCUUGUCACUGAAGUUGGAUGUGCUACUUCUAAUAUUACAGAUGAACAAUAUGCCUGUAUGAAAGAAGUUGAUGCAACAGUCAUUAGAGAUGCAGUUGAAAAACUUUCACUUUCUUUCUUCCCAGUCAAUGACAAUGUUACACAAACAGCAACACCACUUAAAGAUGCGAUCAAAGAUGGAAAAGGCGCUCAAGUUCCUUUGUUGAUGGGUACAAAUACACAUGAAGGAUCAGUAUUCAUUCAACCAUACCUCGAAAAUGCUAUUGGUGAUGAUGGGAAAUUAAAUACUACACAAUUAACUGCUGUAAUCGAAGACUUUGGAGUAUUACCAUCAGGUUUUACAACUUUAAUUAAGACAUUCUUGGAUUCACUUUUACUCGUAUCUGCAGACCAUCUCUUAAACUCCUUAUCAAAUUUGGUCACAUCAUUGGUUUUUAAAUGUCCAGCUUCAGAAAUCGCUCAUGCACACCUAGACACCGGUAAAACGGUCUAUAGAUAUAGUUUCGCUCCAACAUAUAAUGAUACCCAACUUGAUAAAGUAAUUCCUGAAAUUGGUAUUAAAAACAUUGGUGCUUAUCACGCAGCUGAAAUUCCAAUCGUUUUCGGUACUUACGAUACUUACCAAAGUGUAGCACCUGCUACCGAUCAUGAAAUUCAAAUGAGCAAAUUCAUGCAAACUGCUUGGGCAAACUUCGCUAAAGAUCCAACAUCUGAGAAUGCACCAGGAUGGAAUCCAGUAAAUCACUGGCGUAUUAAUGACAUUGCUUGUUUGGGUUGCGUUGAAAAUUCGACAGGUCUCACUACGAAAUCUGAACUCGAAUUUGAUGGUGAUUGCUUAGUUUUGAAUAACUUCUAUACCGCCAGCAAACCUCUUUUCUAACCUGAUGGAUGAAAGAAAAGGUUUAAAGAAAAGGUUUUCACACUACUGAUAAUUUUAACAUUCUACUAAACUAUAGAGACAUCUAAAUGGGAUAUUUAUAUGUUUAAAGAUUAAUUUAC
Messenger RNA from Wallemia mellicola CBS 633.66, 2241 nucleotides. Its product is annotated as Carboxylesterase. The record is from RefSeq and is a predicted model, not a curated record. Bases 452 to 2122 code for a protein of 556 amino acids. The transcript has 3 exons. Lineage: Eukaryota; Fungi; Basidiomycota; Wallemiomycetes; Wallemiales; Wallemiaceae.